GUAUUUUUACUCAAGUAUGGUUUUCAGGUACUCUUUACACCUCUGGUUAUGCAACAGUGAUAAUAAAUUUGAUUGCUUAUUCCCAAGACAAUAACCUGCUUAAACAAGCCAAAUGUCUGGUUUAGAAAGUCACAUAAUGUACUGUACACCACAGCCUGAACAUUUGGUAACACCUUAGUAUGGGGAACAAUUCUCACUUUAACUAUUUGCUUAUUAACUUGCAUAUUGGCUGUUUAUUAGAACUUAUAAAAUACAUAUUAAUGCCAAUACAUCCCAUAAUCCGGAGUAAAUUGGGAAUAUGUGUUCCCCAUACGAACGUUUUUCUCUAGUCAGAUCACUGAUUCGAAGAACACUAGGACACGACGUCCUGUACUGCACAAGCCCAGAGAGGAAGGUGUGGUUAAGUGCACCAGAAGAACGUCUAUAAAUAACCAUUUGGUAAAGAAGGUCUAUGGCAUGUCGUUUCACCAUAAUCUAUGAAUUAUUAACCAGCUCUUGAUCUUUAUCUCAGAUGAUUGACUGCAUUAAUCCACAUAUCUCAGGCAGCAGUGGACCCUUACAGAGGAUGGGUUAUAAAUCUACACAAUGGACAGAGAUGUUUAAAUAUACUUCUCAUUUUGAUCCUUUUAUUACAGUCUGUAUUGAGUGGAUGGACAGCAGCACCUCUGAAUGGAGAGUCCAUGUUAUCUGGAUGUCCCUAUCAGAUACUGAUAAACAGACAGUCAUGUACUGACACCUAGUGGACAGACUAGAUCUCUACAGUCAUGUGAACAUGGUGAACAAAUGGAAAACAGGUAAUCGGAUCAAUCAGGCAGAGAUUCACAGGAGACCCUCAGGAGAACAGGGAUUUACAAGCUGAAAAAGAGCAACUUGAGAGGAAAACCAACAAGAUGGUCUGAACGGGGCGUCCAUCAGAUCAGCAUGAUAAUAUGGCAGGCAGGCGGCGAAGGGCAGCCGGGGACCCGUGUGUCUGUGAGAAUGGAGCAGGCUUCAGUCUCAGCACUUCCUCUCUCACACCCUGUCAGGGCUGAAGGAGCAUGCAUUUGUCGACAUGCAUUUGUUCUAUAGAAAAGAGCAGAUCGACAUUCUGCAAAAUAUGUCCCACGGAGGAAAGAAAGUCACGUGUUUGGAUCAUGGACAUGAUGGUUUAGCCACUGUGAUUGAGUCAUGAGGCUCUCAGAAGGUCUGCCCGUGUCAGCGUGUUACACACCCGUCUACAGCACUGUCAGACUGAUGUCACAUCUGCUCUCUGAGGCUUUGAUUGAGUGACGACGAGCGCUUGAACUACAAAAGACAGAGCAGAACUCAAGACAAACACAUCAGCAGGAGCUUGUUUCUACACCUCUGUUCUGAAGGAUGAAAGCAGGCUUUGACGGGCGAUAGGAGUGUUGGUCGUACCUCAGCCUCGAGUCAUGCAGAUGUUUCGGGCCCAGGCAGGAUGAAGCGAGAGGCUUUUUUGGGAUGGUUGGAUCACUAUAAAAGGACCUGUAGAGAAGAUAAACAGCCAAGACAAAAGAAGGGUCUCUUUCCGGGAAGGGGACAGAGCUUUGUGAGAGUGAUGGUCUGUGUCUACAGGACUGCAGUGAGGACAUUGUCACCGUGACUGAUGGCGGGAGCUCUGAGACAGGCUGUGUUGGAGCUAGUGGAGCGUGUAAUGAACGCUAACUCACUCUCCACGGUUUCCUCUUCCUUCACAUCCCUGUACAGUUCUCCUGGGCCAGUGUGACCUUGUGACCAGUGAUGUGGUGGGCUCACCGUGACACUUCCAUGCUGGUGGGUGUCAGCAGUGAUGAUGGUUGGCCUUCAGUCCCAGAUGGCUCCCAUAUGGUUGAACACACCUUUAGCUUCGUGAUUGAUACCUUCCUCGCUAAACACCCUCACGGUAAUGCGUGUCAGAGCGGACUGGUGCCAGCGCUGGUACGAGCUCCUCUGCCCACUGUGCCGCCCUCUCUGGGUAUGAAGCACUUCCUUCCCUUCCCUCUGGACAGCGGCUCCACACUCAACAUCUUUCCCAGCUUCAGCAGCAUGGACCCGGUUCAGAAAGCUGUUUUACGUCACACGUUCAGCGCUUCGGCCUCGUCUAAAAGGAAAGCUGUCUCGUGCGGCGUGUGCCAGCUGAGGUUUAACUCGCAGAGCCAGGCAUUGGCCCACUACAAAGGCACCAAACACGCCAAGAAGCUGAAAUCCUUGGACGCGCCGAAAUGCCUCAAACACAAGAGUUCCCUGGUCACCAGGGAAAAUGCCAACAAGGAGCCUCCGAAGGGCCUCUCUCCCUCAAUGGCGACCGGAAACACUGACAGAAAAGGUCAUUUGUGUUUUACAGGUGGAAGUCCCGGUGCGCCCGUGGCCCCUUCAUCGCCCUCUUCUGCCCCGGUGUCCGGCCCCAGCGCAGACCCCGCAGAGCCAGAGUCUACCUCAGGGUCAGGAGGGGAGGACGGCCGCUCCAUCACGCCCAACCCGCCUGAACCAGAGGAGAACGACAACGGAACGAAUCCAGAGACAGAGGACGAGAAAGCCCUGCGUCUGCUCUACUGCUCUCUCUGCAAGGUGGCCGUCAACUCGGCGUCACAGCUCGACGCGCAUAACAGCGGCACCAAGCACAAAACUAUGCUGGAGGCUCGGAGCGGGAUCGGCUCCAUCAAAUCCUUCCCGAGGACUGGGCUGAAGAGCAAGCUGGCUACUCCCACUAAAGCAGACACGGGCCUGCAGAACAAGACAUUCCACUGUGAAACCUGCGACGUGCGCGUCAAUUCAGAGACGCAGCUCAAGCAGCACAUCAGCAGCAGACGCCAUAAAGACAGAGCUGCAGGGAAACCAGCCAAACCCAAGUUCAGUCCUUACACCAAAACCCAAAGAGGACCCACCAAACAGACACAGGUGAAGAUGGCAGUCGGUAAAGAUCUCUGCCCACCGCUGACAACCAGAAUAAUGCCGUCCCACCUGGCAGCUGUGGCCGCCGCCGUUGGCUCCGCCUUUCAGCUGCGUGCCUGCCAUAACCCCGCCCUCUUUCAGACUCAGUCGCUCCCCACUGCGCUGCUCCGCCCUGCUCCGGGGCCAAUCAGGACUGCUCACACACCUGUACUGUUUGCCCCUUAUUGACCUUUGAACUCUGACCAUUAACCCCCAUCACCUCACACUGGGCACACAGCCCAGAUCUAAUGCGCAGUAUCGCAAUAAUUUAAAAACAAAACACAAACCAGGUAACUAUGCAUCGUCAUUUACAUAUGACACACUGAUGUUAAGCUAUAAAUGUACCGGUGAAGAUUUGAUUUUUGAUGAUAUUUCAUCAUCUUCAUCAUUGCUUAUGAGUACAAGAUUGAUUUGUAAAUUUAAGGUGAGUUUGGGAACAUGAAAAGUUGUAUUUCUCUGCUGUUUUGCACUUUAAGCUUUUCUGUUGUUGAUUUCAGUGCUUUAGACGACUAGAUCUCUUCCUGUUCCAGCUGUUGUUGUGCUGUAACCUGGUCUUCAGUGCUUAAUUUGCCAACGGACCCUUCUCACAUUUCCAGGAUUCUCAUCCGAGUCUUUCAAAAGAGAGGAGAAAAUAUUGAGAGAUUGAUUAAGUUGUUUAGAAGAGAAAAAGAUGUCAAAUUUGCCAUAAUUUCCCCAGCAGUUGUGUUAGAAACACUCAUGCAGCAGCGAUAAAUAGUUUACGGUCUUUAAUGCCAAGGUAUUAUAACAUAAUAUUGUUUAAAAAUGAAAAUAUAUAUAUAAAAAAAAAAAAAACCUGAAAAGGGUCCAUUAAGAAAUCACAGAAUGAUGGAUUUGGCAGGUUUUGGACUUUAGAAGUUUCAGCCAAUCAUCUGAGCUGUAAAUAACCAUGUGACUGAGCACGCUAGAGCAGGAAAACAAUAUCAUGUUAAUUCUGAUUGGCUGCUGACGUCAAAGACAGAAAAAGGAAAAAGUCAGUCUCACACUUUCAAAAACUGGUCACUAAAAUAGAUUACAAGUCCAAGUCAGAUUUUUCCGAUACAAAUUAAGCCCUGUUGUACCAGUUUGUGAGUGUGUGUGUGCAGCAGAAUGUGAGGGAAAGAUAAGUGGGUGAUUUCCGAAGUAAAAUGCUGCUGAUUCAUGUCAAAGCAAGGUUAAAAAAUAUAGUGGGAUGUUUGCAAAGCAGAUGAAUAUGUAAAUUUGUAGGAGUGAGUUUGCGCGUGUGUGCGUGUAUGUAACGGGUUUUUCCACCUGAAGCCGUCCCUGGAAACAUCUCAUGAAUAUUACAUGAGCUACUGGGGCCACAAAGCUUGUCUGUCUCUUCUUGCAAUGUGAAAACCGAUGAACAGUUUCAAAUAAAGAAUCCUGCUUUGUUAA
Megalobrama amblycephala (Wuchang bream) is the source of this 4305-nucleotide messenger RNA. RefSeq names its product zinc finger protein 385D (gene znf385d). The coding region runs from base 1741 to 3099 and encodes 452 amino acids. The transcript is spliced from 18 exons. Lineage: Eukaryota; Metazoa; Chordata; Actinopteri; Cypriniformes; Xenocyprididae. The record is from RefSeq and is a predicted model, not a curated record. Gene Ontology annotation, cellular component: nucleus. Gene Ontology annotation, molecular function: zinc ion binding; nucleic acid binding.